AUGGCCACCGGCUCCGGAGCUCCUCGACCGCCGUUCUCCCCCGAGCAACUGGCGUGGAUUGAGGCCACAUACGUCGGGACACCACCGGACCCCCCUGUCCUCCGGAUAGAGCCCCCACCUCCGGUCACUCUACCCCCAGGGUCACACCUUCAGCCUGCUUGGGCCCAGCCCUUCAGCAGGCCCACCCGGUCCCCCGCCGGGGACCACCUACCCACAGCCCCGCUCGGGCCCAACCCACUCCCCGCCGGGCUAGCCCCGCCCGGGCCACUCCCAGCUCACCAUCCCCGCUUGGGCCAACCCACUCACUCUUUCCCCGUUACAGGGACGGCUGCAGGGGCGCUCCCCCUCUUCACUCCUCCAACGUCUGGUCUGGACAUAUUGGCCGCGGCUGCCCUCCAUCCCCCGGCCACAGUACUACCGGGCCUCCACUCCCCAGGCCCUUACAACCCGGGAGCGACAGUGUCGACGACUGUCGCCGCAAAAAUUCUAGCCCUCAAGUUCAUUGAGAUGUCCGAGAUCAGCAGCGAAGACCUCAACCCCUCUGCCCCGACUGGGCGCCCGAGGCUGGCCAUCUCCGACAUAUCUGUCUGGGUGGAGAAGUUUGCCACGAUGGCGGCGAUCCUGGCCCAACGUUUUCCCGAGAAGGCUCCGGAACUGUUCGCCUACUUGGCCCUGAUCGUCCGGUGUGAGCGUAACUACCAAUCAGCACAGUGGGUCGCAUACGACUGUGCCUUCCGGCGUGAGGCCCUGGCCCUCCCAGACCUCAACUGGUCCAUCCCGAACCCCCGUCUUUUCCAGGAGGCCUUCACGGGAAGGGCAAGGGAUAUCCCCCGCUGCCACCUGUGCUUGAGGGACGACCACGUCGCCACCUCGUGCCCGUUGAGCCCUCAGAGUGCUCCCCCCUCCACGGGAUACCAUCCACCCCCACCCCCACCCAACCCACUUCCCUCCCAAUGGGGCCGGGCCACACAGCCCCCCCAUCGCCAAUCCCAGGAACUAUGCUACCGGUGGAAUAGAGGACUUUGCAAGGUGGCCGACAACCGAUGCCGCUACACUCACGCCUGCAGAGAGUGUAGAGGAAACCAUCGGGCCAUUCAUUGCCACCGCACCAACCCCCAGGGCGGUCGCGACAGGUCUCCUGGUCCCCGUUGGUCCCCCGGUCCACGCCCCUUUCAGGGCCCCAGUUUCCGUCGAUACUAGCCCCCGCAGGGGAGGAACUGACUUGUUGUAGGCUCCUAUCUAUCACUUGUUUCACGUCUACCUCAUGAAUAUUUUAUCACUUGUUUCAGGUUCACCUCAUUUA
Molecule: messenger RNA, 1303 nt
Organism: Halichondria panicea
Lineage: Eukaryota; Metazoa; Porifera; Demospongiae; Suberitida; Halichondriidae
Product: proline-rich protein 36-like
Exons: 3
Coding region: 1-1200 (399 amino acids)
Molecular function (GO): metal ion binding
Source: RefSeq, a predicted model, not a curated record